CCCCGUCCGAAAGGUCACGACGUGAUCACUCAAUCAACGGCGAUCGCUCAUCGUCAGCGGCGCGCGCCAUUCCAGUUGUCACUUUUGAUUUCACCACCAACGACUCAACAACCAUGACCUUUCCCACAUUGAAGCUCACGUACUUCGACAUGACUGGCCGCGCCGAGCUCGUGCGCCUGGCGCUGCACGCGGGUGGCAUCCCGUUCGAGGACGAGCGCCUUACGCGCGAACAGUUUGGCGCGGUCAAGCCGACGCUGCCGUUCAAGCAGGUGCCGACGCUCACGGUCGACGGCGUCGUCAUGGCCCAGUCGCAUGCGAUGGCGCGCUACGCCGGCCGCCUCUCGGGCCUCUACCCGACCGAAGCGCUCGAGGCGUUCCGUGUCGACGAGCUUCUCGCGGCCUCGGACGACACGCUCGCCAAGCUCAUGCCGUCGUUCCGCGAACAAGACCCGGCCAAGCCGGCGCACGCCUAG
Molecule: messenger RNA, 473 nt
Organism: Saprolegnia diclina VS20
Lineage: Eukaryota; Oomycota; Saprolegniomycetes; Saprolegniales; Saprolegniaceae
Exons: 2
Coding region: 114-473 (119 amino acids)
Biological process (GO): glutathione metabolic process
Molecular function (GO): glutathione transferase activity
Source: RefSeq, a predicted model, not a curated record